AUGAAGAACUGCACUGACAGCAACACGCUGCGGAAUGGCACUAUACUGCUUCAACUGAUUGUCUACAUCCCUGUGCUCUCCCUGGGGAUCCCACUGAACUUGAUCGCCUUCUGGGUCUUCUGCUGCAAAAUCAAGAGGUGGACUGAGACCAGAGUGUACAUGAUCAACCUCACAGUUGCGGACAGUUUCCUUCUCUUUGCCCUGCCUUUCAUGAUAUAUUUUCACAAGUACAGCCACCCCAUAGACAAGCUGUGCUUGGCCAUACGCAGCAUAUAUUUUAUAAACAUGCCCAUGAGCAUCCUCAUCAUCACCCUGAUUGCAAUCGAUCGAUACAUUGCAAUCAAGUUCCCGCUGAAAGCAAAGGUCCUUCGAUCGCCGCUGAAAUCAGCUUCUGUCUGUGGGUUUCUCUGGAUAGUGAUGGUAAUUAAUUCUUACCUGCACCCACAAUUUUAUGAAAGAUCAGAACAAUUCUGCCUCGACAAACAAUCUAUUCAACCUAAUUAUUCAAUGGUACUCACCAGUGUUUUGGGCUAUUUCAUUCCCUUGGGGACUGUGAUUUUUUGCUCGGUACAAGUCAUCAGAUGUCUCAAGAAGAAGAUUGACAAUGGUCCUCAUGAGAGAAAGUUUAUCCAGAAAGCAAUCCACAUUGUUUCUGUGAACUUGUGUGUAUUCAUCAUAUGCUUUUCACCUCUCUAUAUCACACUGAUCUUGCGGUUUGCAGUGGAUGUUGCUAGAGCUUGUUCUCUGCUCCCGGCAGUUAACUUCUGCAUGCACGUGUCUGCGUGCUUCGCAAACUGUAACUGCUGUUUGGAUGCAUUUUGCUAUUACUUUGCAGCCAAGGAAUUUCAGGAAUUUCCUUCUCUGCUCCCUGCCUGUUUGUCAGUGAGGUCCAAGGUGAACCAAAGAAAAGAGUCACAGCCACCCACACACCAAGUCACGACACAAAUAAGCUGUAGUCCACUAUAG
Molecule: messenger RNA, 966 nt
Organism: Dryobates pubescens (Downy woodpecker)
Lineage: Eukaryota; Metazoa; Chordata; Aves; Piciformes; Picidae
Product: G-protein coupled receptor 35
Exons: 1
Coding region: 1-966 (321 amino acids)
Biological process (GO): positive regulation of Rho protein signal transduction; chemokine-mediated signaling pathway; phospholipase C-activating G protein-coupled receptor signaling pathway
Cellular component (GO): membrane
Molecular function (GO): chemokine receptor activity
Source: RefSeq, a predicted model, not a curated record